AUGGCUCGUGGGAAAGGCAAGAACAGGAAACGGUCGCUAGACCUCUCUUCCGUCGGCGAGAAGACGGCUUCAGCACCUUCAUCCGGUGACGAGAAGAAGAGGCGCAACCGUCGCAAGGCCAAGAUCACUCUCACGGAACCAGAGCCGACUCUCGACCCGGCGGCUGACUUCAUCGAUCUCAGCAAGAGCACACCGGACAUCGAUUACAUCGACCUUAGCAAGAGCUCGCCGAGGAGUGAGGCCAUGGACCUCUGCAAUGAGUUGGAGAGCGAUGCGAAGGCUGCGCCGGCCGAGUCCAGCAAGCAGGCGUUGGAGCGUACCCCGGACGCUAAGGGGAAGAGCCGCGAGCCUUCCUUUGAAAUCGACACCAACCCUGCUCCUGUUCCCGAGUACCACCCAUCCGCGUUCACGCCCAUGAAGUCUCUUUUGUCUAGCUUUGUGCAUAAGGAUGACGAUGACGAGGCGGAGGACGGCGAGGUCGUCGAGACCGGUGCAAAGGAACUUCAGAUCGGAAAGGGAAGGAACAAGAAACCGAUCCUGAUAGACAUCGACGUCGAGCCGCAUCCCGAGACGGAAGCGAAGCUGGACGGAGAGCGCGCCGAGAAGGACGAAGCGGAGAAGGAAGAGGAGCAUGCUGGCGAUAAGAGUGGUCUCCUGCUUCCGGAGCACGUCCGUCUGAUGGAGAGCGAUGAGGAGGAUGAUCCAAUCGAGGACUCCUUUGUUGGACCUCAGGACGGUGUGCACGUCGUCGACGACAGCAAUGCCAAGCUGGACGAGGACGAGGCUGCCUUCCUCGCGGCCGCAGACCAGCGUCAGAUAGCACGGUUUGGUCGACAUCUGACGCCCAGUGUACCACCUGUGGAGCCAUGGAUGAGCAUGACCGGCGAGACUGUCCCUGGGGCAUCGUGUGCUUCGGGUGCGGCAAGCGAGGACACCGAAAACAGGACUGCCCCGAUCCAGUUUCGCGUGCUGCGCGGAUACGAGGCUGCAACCGCUGUGGCUUGCGCGAUCACAUGGAGAACUUUGGAGGAGCGCGACGCGGCAGAGGGAUGGACGAAGGAGGCUGUUGGCGGUAAUCCGGAGACCAAGUGGUGCUACAACUGUGCCAUGGACGGACACCUCGGCGACGACUGCGGAAAGCGCCGUGGCAGCUUAGCGCGACCAGUGCUGCAGAGCGCGUUCAGCGAAGUGAUUGCGAACCGGGGUCCUUUCGCGUCCUUCCCGCGAAGACAGGGCAAGCACCAUCGCUUCGACGACCUGCCCGAGGAGACAUCUUACUCCAAGUUUGGCGGUGCCAACCCGGGCCGUCGGGGACGGGAGAAGCAGCAGCAGCGGCACCGCUAUGCUGACCGGCGAAGUGGUACGGAUAGCGACGACUGGUUCUCGCGCCGGCGAGACAGGUCACGCUCCCCGGACCGGAGGCCAUGGGACCGUGACCGCGGUGGUCGCGGUCGUGAUGACCGUCGUGAUGACCGACGCGACAACCGCGGUGGCCCGAUCAAGUUUGGCCGCAUGAGCCUCCCCGGCUCAAGCGGAAGGGACGGAAAGGGCGGACUGCUCCAGCAGGCUCUGCAUAACGGGCAGAAGCGGCGCCGGCAGCCGUCCCCGCGCCCGAUGCGGGAUUGGGACUCGGACUCGAACUCAAGCGGCGGAUUACGUAUCCGUGGCCGCGGUAAUGAUCGCGAGCGCGAUAUGGAGCGAGAGUGGCGCGCCUCGGGCGCUGGCGGCGGUAACGUCGCGGACUGGGGAGACGACUACGACCGCAUGAUGCGCGACCGCCGCGACGGGCGUGACUCGCGCGACGACCGGCCCCGCAACGGACCGUUUCCGCUCCGCUCUGGCGGAGGGCGCGGCGGACGUGGAGGAGGCGGUGGUGGCCGUGGCGGAGGGCAGCGCUACCGGGGCGGCUACUAA
This is a messenger RNA of Trichosporon asahii var. asahii CBS 2479, 1914 nucleotides long. Its product is annotated as mRNA-nucleus export-related protein. Gene Ontology annotation, molecular function: nucleic acid binding; zinc ion binding. The record is from RefSeq and is a predicted model, not a curated record. The transcript is spliced from 5 exons. NCBI's taxonomy places the organism in Eukaryota, Fungi, Basidiomycota, Tremellomycetes, Trichosporonales, Trichosporonaceae. Bases 1 to 1914 code for a protein of 637 amino acids.